Enterobius vermicularis (human pinworm) is the source of this 939-nucleotide messenger RNA. NCBI's taxonomy places the organism in Eukaryota, Metazoa, Nematoda, Chromadorea, Rhabditida, Oxyuridae. The record is from the annotation of a GenBank genome assembly.
AUGGUUGAUAAGCCGUUUAUUUUUAGACACACAGAUGAUGAGGAAGUUUUUUCAAUCCAAUUGAAUAAGCGAAACGUACAUGGCUUCACCUUUGUCACUCGGGCGCUGUCACAGAUUUACUCUUUACUUAUAUCAGAAACAUUGGCGACGAAAAGGGAUUUAUUUUAUGAACAGAAAGAUCUCUAUGGAGUACAGCGAAACUUGGAUCAGAGUAUACCAAAAAUAUGCCGGUUACUUCACGCGGAUAGAAUCAGUAACAAUGUUUUAGCUGCUGGACGUGGAGUCUUAAUGGGAGAUUUGAAACUGAAGGACAAUGACUCCGUUUUGGACUGUUCUUUAGCACCAGUUCUGAUAAAUCAUGUUUCUAAAAAUGCUUUCCUAAAUUGUGAAGCUCGUUUUGUGUUGGUGGUAGAGAAGGACGCGAUUUUUCAAAAACUGGUUCAGGAAGGCUUUUUUCCACUGUUCAGCCCUGCCGUGCUUGUUACAGCUAGAGGUUAUCCAGAUCUUGCCACCAGGCAGUUAUUGAAGCUUCUAAGUAAUUUGUAUCACAUACCCAUUUAUGGACUGAUGGACAGUGAUCCUCAUGGUAUUGAAAUAGCUCUAACAUAUAAGUACGGUUCGAGAAAACGGCAGUAUGACAUUGGAGACUGCAGUUUACCAAAUUUUCAGUGGGUUGGGCUUUCAAGAACCGAAAUUAGCAGGUAUCCCGUUCCGGAUGACAAAUUCUUGUACAUAAAUGAGCAGGAAGACAAAAAAAUCCUUACUCUUUGUCGGAGAGUAGCCAAUGUUAAGGAGUGGAUCCUUCUUAGAGAGUUGAAGUGUCUCAUGAACAGUGGUACUAAGCUAGAACUGGAGGCUGUUAGUGGAAUUUCACGUGGGUUCCUCUUGCACACAGUACUUUGCGAGAAGUUGUCUACAUUUGUUAACAAGGAGAAGUAA